AUGAAAUAUUAUACCUGUACACAAGAUGGCAAUGGCUUUUGGGCUGAUGCGGAUUUAAUCGAACAUUUACGAAAGCAGCACCACGCUGAUUUUAUCAAAAGGCCUGGACGCCCGGGAAUUAUGGACGAGCAUGGGCAUAUCUGGUAUUGCUUCAAAUGUGAACGGUCUACAAGCGAUCAUAGGAGUUUCAACUCUGAUGGUGCCAUGCUGAACCAUCUUAAGCAUUGCCAUCGAGAUCUUACAGCCUCUGUCUGUGAGCAUUAG
Messenger RNA from Aspergillus welwitschiae, 264 nucleotides. RefSeq lists its product as uncharacterized. The coding region runs from base 1 to 264 and encodes 87 amino acids. Lineage: Eukaryota; Fungi; Ascomycota; Eurotiomycetes; Eurotiales; Aspergillaceae. The transcript has a single exon. The record is from RefSeq and is a predicted model, not a curated record.